AUGGAAGACUAUGGGUAUACGCAGCAAGUCAAAACGGUCUUUAAGGAGCGGGCAAAUAUGGGGCCGAACGAGAUAGAAGUCAUUGAUGGCGCAGACGCGCUCCUUUUGGCAGGCACCAUGUCGCAGUUUUCUGUAAAGUGUGCUGCUUUCUAUCUUGCGGACCACUACAAAGUUUUGGAGGGCCUUUUUGCCCCGCAGAUGUACGACUACGACCACUACUUGGCGCAGAAGUAUGCAAUAGACAAUGCGCUGAUGUGCGUUCUUUUCAGCCUGCACGAGAGCCACGAAAUCCGGACCUGCCUGAAAGAGAAAAAAAGCGCCCAGGUGCUUCGGGAGCUGUUUUACAGAAAAAUCGAGAAGAAGAUGACGCGGUGGACAAACGUGUACAUUGCAAUCCGAAACAAGGAAGACCACAGCUACCCCACGCAAACCGCGAUUUUGUACCAGAUGUGCAUUCUCAAGCUGAGCCGGAUGCUGGUGCGGGAGAAGAAGUACUGGUUCAACCUGCUGGAGCAAAUGCAGCACGUGUUUGCAGAGAGAGACCUGCUCUCUCGGCUGAACGACUUUUCUUCUCUGGAGGUCCGGCAGGGCGUGAAGAACUUUUCCCGGCCCACCGAGUUUCUUAUUGACCUGCGCAAGACGUGCGUCGACGUGGCGCACUCGCCGAAGGGCGUGCGCCUUACGUUUCAUCAGCUGCGCGCUGCAAUGCAAGUCAAACUAAUAGUGCGAAAAUGGAGCAGCAUUAUAAUGAUCAACGACAUCAUCUGGCUGUACCAAGACAUGUUUGACGGGCGGCUGUGGCACAAGUUCAAGGAAACAACGCAGCAAAACCGCGACGAGCUGAAGCGCGCAAUCAAAGCGUACGAGGAAAACAUCAUUGCGAAGGACAGCCAGACUUUCAAGGAAAACCGGGGGCAGUACUACGCAAUUUUCAAGCGGCGGUUUAUGGCUGCGUUCGAGAAGGUGUACGAGAAAAACCCGCUCUUCACUGAGUAUUUGGAAAUCCUGUCCGGGUUUGUGGAGGCCGAUAAAAACGCGCCAAGCCCUUUCUCCAAGGUAACCCGCAUGCUGAAAAAACGGGGAACGCGAAUCGAGUUUUCAAACCUGGCUGCCGCGUGCGACCUGCCCCCUGCGCCAAAGCGCUAUAAGCAUCUGCUCCGCGGCGAGUGUGCCUGCCCCUGCACUGUCUCCGUGUUUUUCAGCUGGCUUUUCAGCCUAUUCCAAGACCCAAGCGCCCGUGUGCGCGAAUGCCCCCCGUGGCUGCAGGCUUUUCUUCUGCGGGCAGGAAUGGCGCCUGGUUUCUGGGACGUCGCUGCAGAAAAGCCCCAGGCGUAUGAGCUUCUUCUGAGAGCUGGCAUGUUUGCACUUUUUUAUGCGCUGACGCUCUGGAUGCAUGCAAGCCGCUGCACGGGAAUACGGGUUUCCCCGCUCCAGUUCUGA
Molecule: messenger RNA, 1440 nt
Organism: Nematocida major
Lineage: Eukaryota; Fungi; Microsporidia
Exons: 1
Coding region: 1-1440 (479 amino acids)
Source: RefSeq, a predicted model, not a curated record